This is a messenger RNA of Naumovozyma castellii, 1287 nucleotides long. RefSeq names its product nicotinate phosphoribosyltransferase (gene NPT1). The transcript has a single exon. Bases 1 to 1287 code for a protein of 428 amino acids. The record is from RefSeq and is a predicted model, not a curated record. Lineage: Eukaryota; Fungi; Ascomycota; Saccharomycetes; Saccharomycetales; Saccharomycetaceae.
AUGGUGGAGAGCAUUAUUAAGUCCUUUCUGGAUACCGAUCUUUAUAAGAUCACUAUGCAAGCCGCAGUGCUGAAACACUUCCCGGACGUCAAAGUUACUUACAAGUAUACUAAUAGAUCCACACAGUUCACGUUCAAUAGAAAAUGUAUCGAUUGGUUGGUCGAGCAAUUCAAACUGUUGGCCAACAUUAGAUUUGCUGAGGAUGAAAUCCAGUAUUUGAAAAAGACGGUCCCCUACUUACCAAAGCAAUUCAUUGACUAUAUUAGUCAAGAGGGGUAUAGACUACACCCGAAGGAAGAACUUGAUUUCCAAUAUGAGUUGGUGGAGGGAACUGAAGAUCAGUACAAUUUAAAGCUUUUUAUUAGGGGUUAUUGGAGAGAUACAAUUAUGUAUGAGAUUCCAUUGUUGGCUUUGAUUUCAGAAGCCUAUUUCAAAUUUGUUGAUACUGAUUGGGAUUAUGAAGGACAAAAAGAUUUGGCUUAUGAGAAAGCCAUGAGACUUUUUCACGAGGGGAUUGUUUUUUGCGAAUUUGGCUCUAGACGUAGAAGAUCUUUGGAAGGACAGGACCUCGUAAUGCAAGGUCUUGUGAGUGCAGCUAAUUCAAAAUCAGAAUAUAAGAAAUUACUACAAGGAACUUCAAACGUGUUUUUUGCCAAGAAAUAUGGAAUUCCACCAAUUGGUACUGUAGCUCAUGAAUGGUUUAUGGGUAUUGCAGCCAUAACCAAUGAUUAUGUCAAUGCUAAUAAGCUUGGAAUGGAUAACUGGAUUGAUACCUUUGGUAAGGAACAUGCCGGCCUUGCAUUAACUGAUACUUUUGGAACCGAAGCUUUUUUGAGAGUUUUAAAACCUCCAUACUCAGAUUACUAUGUGGGUGUGAGACAGGAUUCAGGUGAUCCAAUGGAAGUCACUAAGACAGUGUCACAUUAUUAUCAUGAUGUUUUGAAACUACCAAGAUUUAGUAAAUUCAUUUGCUAUUCAGAUUCACUGAAUGUAGAAAAGGCAAUAAAAUACAAUGCUGCAGCAAAAGAGUAUGGUUUGAAGGCAACUUUUGGAAUUGGAACCAACCUGACAAAUGACUAUCAUCUCCAUUCCAAUCCAGAACUUAAGAGUGAGCCGUUGAAUAUUGUUAUAAAAUUGUUAACAGUGGAUGGUAAUCCGGCAAUUAAGAUCUCAGAUAAUAUGGGGAAGAAUAUGGGGGAUGCCGCCACUGUUGCAAGGGUGAAGAGGGAGCUUGGUUAUGUUGAACAUAAAUGGGAAGGGGGCGAUGAAGCACACAGGUGGCGUUAG